Messenger RNA from Grammomys surdaster, 449 nucleotides. Its product is annotated as complement component receptor 1-like protein. Gene Ontology annotation, biological process: negative regulation of complement activation, classical pathway. Lineage: Eukaryota; Metazoa; Chordata; Mammalia; Rodentia; Muridae. The record is from RefSeq and is a predicted model, not a curated record. The coding region runs from base 48 to 449 and encodes 133 amino acids. The transcript is spliced from 3 exons.
UUCUUCACCGGUUUGCCAGAAGACUGUGCUUGAGACCGGGGAGGGCAAUGGAGGCCACUUCUCCGAGUUCAGAGCCUCUGGACGCCGUGGGGCACCUUGAAGCCUUGUGCCUCAGAGGAGUCCUGCUGGCCGUCCUGCUGCUGUUCUUGCUGCCAUUUACUUUGGGUCAGUGCCCUGCCCCAUCACCGUUAUCUUUUGCCAAACCUAUGAAUCCAACUGAUGAAUCCGUGUUUCCCAUUGGAACAGCUUUGAGGUAUGAAUGUCGCCCAGGAUUUGCAGGGAGGAAGUUCUCCAUCACCUGCCAACAAGACUCAACCUGGACAAGUGCUGAAGAUAAGUGUAUACGUAAAAGAUGUAGAACUCUUCCAGAUCCUCUGAACGGCUUGGUACAUGUAUACACAGGCACUGAAUUUGGAGCCUAUAUUAAUUUUACUUGUAUUGAAGGGUGA